CACAACCAUAUGCAAGAGUGGAUAUCUUAAGUGAGGCCACAGAAAAAUUUGUGAGUUUUUUUUGUGCAUUUGCUAAAUUUCUUUCUUUUUCCUUUCCCCCUUCUCUAUAACAUCCCGCUUCUGAGAUCCCUUUCUGUCAUCGUCUGUCUUUCAAGAAAUUUGUUGUACUGCAAAAUUUUAAGGGUUGGUUUGUUUUUUUCUUGAUUUUGAACUCAAACUUCAGCUGCAGAAAAUCUCAAAGCAAACCCCCUAUAAGGGUGUUUUUGAAAGCCAGGUGAUUCAGAAUAGAGAUCCAGUUUUCUCUUGUAACUUUGGUAUAGUUUCUUGUAGCUCUUCUUUUUACUAGUACUAUCAAGGAUACCAAAAGGUUCUUUAUUUUGAAACCUGUUUGAUCCUUUUCUUUUCUUUCUUCCUCUCCUACCAUCUGUUUCUUUAGUUUCUUGGUUCACAAGAACUCGGUUGUUAGUUUUUUCACGACUUUUUUUUGGCUCAGAUCUCUUUUUUUUUUAAGUCUGAAUUAUUGAUCUAAGUUAUGGCAACAGCUAUAGAUAUCUACAGUUAUAGUAAUCCUGUUUUCUCAUUAUCAUCAGAUCCCUUGAGGGAAGAGCUGAUGAAAGCACUUGAACCUUUUAUGAAAGGUGCUUCUUCUUUGCCCUCCUCUCCUACUACUACCUCUUCUCCCUUUUCCUCCUCUUCGUCUUCUCUUUCUCCUCCUUCUACUUCUUCUUCUUCUUGCUCUUCUUACUACCCUUUCGACUCUUCUUCUUUCUCUUCUGAGCCCAACAUGUACUCUUCUUUUACCUCAUAUGUUCCAUCCACAGCCCACAUGUUUUCUCAAGGGUUGUCUAGCUUUGAUGAGAUGGGAUUUGAUGAGCAAUCAGGUGGUGGUUCAAUUGGGUUAAACCAUCUGACCCCAUAUCAGAUCCUUCAAGUCGAGGCUCAAAUCAAACUUCAAAAUCAACAACAGCAAUACUUAGCUGCUCAGUCCCUCCAAAACUAUAGCUCAACCAGGCAAUUGCAGCACCAGAAUCAUUCCCACUUGAGCUUUCUUGGCCCAAAACCUGUCCAAAUGAAGCAAGUUGGAACUCCUCCAAAACCCGCCAAGCUUUACAGGGGAGUUAGACAGCGACAUUGGGGCAAAUGGGUAGCUGAAAUCAGACUCCCCAAGAACAGAACUAGGCUUUGGCUUGGAACCUUUGACACAGCUGAAGAAGCCGCCUUGGCCUAUGAUAAGGCUGCUUAUAAGCUGAGAGGAGAGUUUGCUAGGCUUAAUUUUCCAAAUCUUCGGCAUCAAUUAAGCCAAGAUUUUGGUGACUUCAAACCUUUGCAUUCCUCUGUUGAUGCUAAACUUGAAGCCAUUUGUCAAAGCUUGGCCGAUUCUCAGAAACAGGGGAAUACAGGGGAGCAGCAGCAGAAGAAGGUCGGGGUACAGACAAUCCCAAAAGUGGAAAACACCUUUGAUGAUUCAUUGAACAGUGAAUAUUUCUAUCCAGGAAAUGAGGGUGUUAAGGUGGAGGAGACCUCAUCAUCAUUAUCACCUUCAAGAUCUGAUGAAACAUCAUCACUGGAAAUGUCUUCACCUGAAUCUGAUAUAACUUUCUUGGAUUUUGCUGAGCCCACUUUUGACCAGUCAGAGAAUUUCUUGUUGCAGAAGUACCCCUCAGUGGAGAUUGAUUGGGCAGCUUUAUAAUUUACUAUAUCUACUACAUGUAUUAGUUUUUUUGUUUCCUUUCCUUUUUCUAGUCAAGAUUUUAAUAUUGUAAUAAUCUAGAGUAUCGUAGAGUCUGAACUAUGGCUUUCCGCAAUGGUUUUUUUGACAUCUGCAGAAGCCAGUGAUUAGUGGUGGUGCUGAAGUGUCUAGUCUGUCCAUAUGUGGUCUGCUGGCAUUUUUAUCUGUGCAUGACCAAGUGGAGAUAUUUCUAUCUGCAUGUGUUUGGUUUUGUAGUUAAUGUAACCAAGCAUAUCCAUGCAUGUAUAAUGUACUAUCAGCCUUGUUUAAUGUAAAUUAUGGUGUGUGCUAUAUUUCUUUUGAUUA
Molecule: messenger RNA, 2035 nt
Organism: Coffea eugenioides
Lineage: Eukaryota; Viridiplantae; Streptophyta; Magnoliopsida; Gentianales; Rubiaceae
Product: ethylene-responsive transcription factor RAP2-4-like
Exons: 1
Coding region: 533-1690 (385 amino acids)
Biological process (GO): regulation of DNA-templated transcription
Molecular function (GO): DNA binding; DNA-binding transcription factor activity
Source: RefSeq, a predicted model, not a curated record